Molecule: messenger RNA, 2479 nt
Organism: Chironomus riparius
Lineage: Eukaryota; Metazoa; Arthropoda; Insecta; Diptera; Chironomidae
Source: the annotation of a GenBank genome assembly
AACGAGGCUCGUUAGUUUUCAUCUCAUCGCGGGAGUGGAAAGACGUGCGAGUAGGCAAAAUAAAUCAGUAAAAAUUAAAUUCGGUUAGCGCAACGUGAUGACAAACAUGGAAGAUUCCUCAGUAAAAUUUUUAAGCAAAGUAUUUGAUUUACUUAAUGAUGGUGAUGUGUUUGACAGCAGUGAUAAGUGUGAUAGUGAAAAAUCAAUGAUUGAUUUCAGACAUCCGUCUGAGUUGAAGAAACUGAUACCAUUCUCAUUGACCGAUAACAUAGAAACGCAACAUGACGAUGAUGAAAUUGAAAAGCUAUGUCGAGAUGUUAUUAAGUUUUCGGUGAAAACAAACAAUAGAAAUUGUCACAAUCAACUGUUUGGUGGCUUAAAUUUUUAUGGUCUCGGAGCUGAAUGGAUGACGAGUGCUUUAAAUACAAGUCAAUACACAUAUGAAAUGGCUCCAGUAUUCACAUUGAUCGAGGAAGCUGUAGUGAAUAUGUCACUUCAAUUAUUUGGAUUUAAAAAUGGCGAUGGAAUUUUAUGUCCAGGUGGAAGUACUUCAAAUAUGUAUGGAAUUCAUACAGCAAGACAGUCAAAAUAUCCCGAAACAAGACUUAAAGGUAAUCCAGAAGGAUUAGUAAUUUUCACAUCGGAGGAUGCACAUUAUUCAAUAUUGAAAGGAGCAACCUUCCUGGGAAUUGGAACGAAAAACUUGAUUGCCGUAAAGACCAAUGAGUCUGGUCAAAUGGAUGUUGAUGAUCUAGAAAUGAAAAUUAAUGAUUCAAUUAAAAAUAAUCUUAAGCCAUUCCUUGUCAAUGCAACAUGUGGCACAACGGUACUCGGGGCAUUCGACGAUUUAAAUAAGAUUGCUGACGUAUGCGAAAGAUAUAAUUUGUGGUUGCAUGUCGAUGCUUGUCUAGGUGGAUCUGCAAUUUUCUCCCGAAAACACAAGCAUCUGUUAAAUGGAUGCGAGAGGGCAAACUCAAUUUCAUGGAAUCCUCACAAGACUAUGGGAGUUCCACUUCAAUGUUCCUUAUUCAUGAUAAAUCAGAAGGGAAUUUUGCAUGAAUGCAACUCAUCAUCAGCAACAUAUCUUUUUCAACAAGAUAAAUUUUACGAUACAUCGUACGAUACAGGCGAUAAAUCGCUAUCGUGCGGUAGGAAGGUUGAUGCAUUUAAAUUUUGGAUAAUGUUCAAGAAGCAUGGAAUGAUUGGAUUUGAAGCGAUGAUUGAUAAUGCAUUUGAAAAGGCAUCCUAUUUUGCAGAUCAGGUUAAAAGUCGUGAGGGAUUUGAGCUCGUAGUGCCAAUACAGUAUACAAGUAUCUGCUUCUAUUACGUUCCUGAAUACAUGAGGAAGCAAGAGCAACGGGACGAAACUUGGUGGAAGGGAAUGUCAAAAGUAACAGCAUUUAUUAAAGAGCAAAUGGUCAUGAAUGGAAAUUUAAUGCUUGGAUAUUCGCCAUUGGCAAGUAAGAAUCUUGGGAAUUUUUUCCGAAUGGUCGUGACCUGUCAACCACUUGCUACUUACGAAUCGAUGGAUUUUGUACUGAAUGAGAUUGAGAAAAUUGCUCGAAAAUUUGAGUUUCAUGAUCAUUUCUAAAUCGUCAAUGUCCACCGCACCAUCAUGUCUGAAAAGAAAUUUUAUCAUCGCAUAGAAAUAGAAAUGAGUGAAACUGGAAGGAAGGAGAAGAACAAAUUCAAUCAAGAAAAGUUUUAUGACUCAAUUCAUAUUAAAUAAUAAAGUUAUAAAUGUCUUUCAAUCAAAUUUUUGUUGCUAGAAGUCAAUAUGGUAGCAACAACAAGCAGUAUCUAUGGUGAUGACAUUCAAUUUUCAUAAUUUUAUCAUUCUUUGUGAACUGGGGGUUGUUUAUGUAUGAUGUCAAUAAGAUAGUAAGGUUUUUUGAUUCCCUAGAGGACUUAAGAAGGCACAGUUUACUGAAAACUGCUUUAAAAUCAUUUUGAUAUAGCAAAAUAUUUUUAAGGAAGUUGUUGUCCCCCUGGUGUCCUUCUUUAUGACAUUUUGGAUAUUGUUGAUACUAAAAGUGACUAAAACAACAGUAAUAGUACUAAGUGACUAUGUGUAGAACUCCCUACAACUUUCGUAUGUGUAUACACUUGUAAAACAAGUCGGGUUUGAUGAGAGUCGAACCUGCGACCUCAAAAGAGGUGAUCUUUGACCACUCGAUCAGAGAUCCCUGCUACUAGACCACCGAGGUACUUAUAACACUUCGGCUUUCCGUCAUACACAUACAAUAAGUUUAACUGCGAGCCCUUUGCUCAGACCUAUUUACUCCAGAUAUGCUCUUCGAGCCAUAUCCACACUAUGAAGCCACUAUUGUCUCUAAUCCAUAAAUAAUUUGCACCUUCUUACCCAUCUUAAUUGACAUCAUUUAUUAACAACUCCACUAGAAAUACGAAAAAUAAAUUUUAUUUAAUGGAAAUAAAGAAAUAAAUUAUGUUGGUUAAAUAAACAAAACAACAAGCACAG